AUGGCGUCGUUGUCGGAUCGUGGCUUCAACGCUCUGGCAUUCGACCCUCUUCAGCGUCUGGGCGUAAGAGAGCUGCCAGUAGGUGCCUUUCUUGCGCUUGGACCCGAUGGCCCAGAGGAGCAGUCGGUUGUGCAUCGACCGCAGCGUCUGAUAGCGGCCGCUGAGUGGUGACCAUGUCAUGCAGCCGUACAGCAGUGCCUCCAUCGCCUCCGCCUGGAGCAGGCGGAUCUUGAGUCGGAAUGGCGCUUGCGGUCUGUCGAAGAGCUCCCGGCCAUAUCGCCUGAGGCACGCCCACGCUCCUGUGCUCCUGUAGUUGAUCUCCCGGGUGAGGUCGCCAUGUUCGUUGACGAGGCCACCGAAGUACCGGAACUCGGUCGUCUGGGGGUAUUUCUGUCCCGCGGCUUCGAUGGUCAGCGGUGGAGGCGGGGGGCUAUGAUUUUGUAGUCGGCUUAUCCUUCGCGCGUAUCAGGAGCGCCUCCGUCUUCUUCUCCGACACCGAUAGCCCGAACUCCCCGAACACCUCAACGAUGAUGGUCAUCAUUCUCGCCAGUCCUUCUACAGACCUCGACACGACGCCGGCAUCAUCGGCAUACAGCAUACCCCAUGCUGCCCUCCCUCCGUACUCGGUCAAGCGGUGUCUCCUCCCCACCCCGGGCGUCCGUCUUCCCCUCCUCCAAGCACACCAGGCUCCGCAGAACAAAAACGUCCUCGCUGAAUCGGAUGACAACGACCUCGAGGACCUCGGCGAAGAAGAUGUUGAACAGCAGUGGGUAUAGCACACAUCCUUGUCGCACGCCCUGUGUCACGAAGAACCAGUCGGAUAGUUCUGCGUCGUCCAUGCGCACCCGGGCCCGCAUUCCAUCGUGGAAUUGGCGGAUGACUUUGGUCAGCCUCGCGGGAAUCCCGGCCCUGGCCAGCACCUUCCAAAGCAUCUGUCGGUCCACCGAAUCAUACGCCUUGUUCAAGUCGACGAAGCACAUGUGGAGCAGUAUUUUUUUUCUCCGCCCCAGCUCCUGGAGGCGGCGCACGACUAACAGCAUGUCGACGGUUGAUCGCUUNUUGUCGCACGCCCUGUGUCACGAAGAACCAGUCGGAUAGUUCUGCGUCGUCCAUGCGCACCCGGGCCCGCAUUCCAUCGUGGAAUUGGCGGAUGACUUUGGUCAGCCUCGCGGGAAUCCCGGCCCUGGCCAGCACCUUCCAAAGCAUCUGUCGGUCCACCGAAUCAUACGCCUUGUUCAAGUCGACGAAGCACAUGUGGAGCAGUAUUUUUUUUCUCCGCCCCAGCUCCUGGAGGCGGCGCACGACUAACAGCAUGUCGACGGUUGAUCGCUUGGGUCGAAAUCCGCGCUGUUCCUCCGGGAGGAUGUUGUUGGCUUCGCAGAAGGCGCUUAGACGGUUGGUGAUGAUCUUGAUGGGGACCUUGCCUACGUGAGAUAGUAGCGAAAUCCCCCUGUAGUUGUCGCAGUUGGACCGGUCACCCUCCUUGUGUAGCACCUUGAUGGUUGCAUGCUUCCACUCUCGCGGGAUAUCUCCUCCGUGCCACACUUUGACGAAGAUGGUAUGGAGGUGUCCCAGGACGAAGGGUUCGUCGUCAUCGAUCUUGACCAACUCGGCAGGGAGGGGGUCAUGGCCGGGUGCCUUCCAGUUCGUGAGGCCUUUCGUUGCUUGUGCCAUCACCUCGAGGUCUGGCACCUCUCCCAACCGUUGAGUGUCACGUGUCGCUGGCCACUGCGUCACUCGUUCGAUGAUGUCUGGGUUCAGGGUUGGGGAUUUGGUGUUGAGUAGGGUUCUGAAGAAUCUCGCCCACCGCUGGAGGAUGUCGUCCCUGUUCCGGUGCAACACGCCGUUCUCAUCCGCGACGAAUUGCUGUCCCCCCGCUUGUCUCCCGCUGAGGCCCACUGAUCUCUUGACGUGUUGGUACAGUCCUCGCAUGUCGCGAUCUUUGUAGAUUGCUUCGAGUUCAGUCACAUAUCCGUCCAAGUGGGCAUAAAUGCCCGUUUCGACUGCUGAAGCCACUCCCUUACAUGCUGCUUUGAGAACACUCCACGUCGCUGAGUUCCAGUUGCCCCUCAUCGCCCGGCGCGCUUCCCGACGUUUGGUAAGGGCCUGCUCCAGCGCUGCUCGCGUCUCUGGGGUCUCACACCACUCCUGCGUGCGGUGUCUCCGCGGUUCCUCCCCCAGGGUCGUCCGCGCUGCGUCGAGGAGAGCAUUGGUAAAGUCGGUCGCCAAUUUCGCGGCGGUGGUUGGUCGCUUGUCCAGUCGUGUGCCGAGGUUGAGGAGGAACCGAUUAGUCACCGCACACCGUGCUGCUUCGAACUGCAAUUCCCGUCGGUUGAAUUGCUUCUGUUUCGGUUUAGUCCGGACUGCACGGUUGUGGGCAAGCCUGCCACUGAGCUGAGGUUGACGGUGGCUACUACCAUCUUGUGGUCUGAGUCUGCUUUGACUGGGCGAACCGCUGGGGGAUGACGACCACGUUAGAUACUCGGCCGUGAUGUGCCUGCCUUGUCAGGAUGUUGUCAAGGCGCUUGCAAUCGGUUCCCGACACACCGUUGUAUGUGUGCCAUAUUCCACCCUUGCGUGUCUCAAAGAACGUGCUCGUCAGAGCUAGCCUGUUUUCCGUUGCGAAGUUCAACAGUAGCAUGCCAUUGUCGUUGAGCUCAUCGCGCCCGUACAUUCCUAUUACCCUUCCGUCCCGUCCGUCCAACCUAUCUCCCGCCCGCGCGUUGGCGUCCAGUAGGACAUACACGCAUUCUCUUGAAGGGAUCCUCCGCACGAGACUGUCAAGUUUCCCCCAGAACACGCGUUUGCUGUCGGCGGUUGAAGGUUCGGUUGGAGCAUACGCGGCAACGAAGUUGACCGCUCCACGGUGGCCUGCCAACGGAAGCCUCAUGGCCAUAAGGCGUUCGUCGAUAAACUCCGUAGUGAGCGUGGAUGUCUUGCACAGUGAAUCUUCGACAGCUAUCCCCACACCAUGGACUCCACCAGUCUCCGUGCCACAGCAGAACACCCGGACACCCGCUGCUGCAAAUUCCAUUCGACCUGCCCUCCGUGUCUCCUGCAUUCCUACCACCGAUACGUCUUGUCUCGCUGCCUCGUGCAGAGCGCUGUAGGCUCGCCCGUA
Ectocarpus sp. CCAP 1310/34 is the source of this 3121-nucleotide messenger RNA. The record is from the annotation of a GenBank genome assembly. Lineage: Eukaryota; Phaeophyceae; Ectocarpales; Ectocarpaceae.